UAACAUUUUCAUUGGUCCGUCGAUCUUAUGUUGUACUUAUGUCAUGUUAUGCAUUUCAUGUGCGAGGCCCUUUAGUCCGACAGCUGGGGUCACAGAGGUUAUCUUUUUAAUCUUGAAAUUCAGAUGGUGAAUAUACAGUGGAAUUACAAGUGCGGACGUGUUUUCCGUUUCUGAAUAUUUUUUGAAACCGCCGAUUGCAUCACAAUCGGCAAUCGUUUUUGUGAUACACUUUUUGAUUUUCUCAUACACAAGUAGCCUUUAAAGUCGUGGGAGACGCGGGCGAAAGAGGAUCUGAAAAUAGACAAUGUUUCGACUAACGCGGAGGACGCGUGUGAAGAAACCCGCUCUGGAUGCUGAGUUCUUCGAUGUUUAUAAAAAUACUAAUGGUGUCGUCAUCGUCAUGGAACCAAUUGAGCUGUCAACUGACUUAAAUGAACUGAAAGAUAAAGAGUAUUAUCGUACAAAAGUGAAGGGCAAAUUUUUAUAUGAAAAGGAAUUUUUGAUAGGACCUAGAAGCCUUAUUCUCAAUGGCGAAGCCAUUAACGAAAAAGGAGGUGGAAUAUUUUCUCCUAAAGCAGGCUCAGGAUAUUACGUAAUUACGCCUUUCAGAUUGGAGGAUCGUGACAUUACUAUCAUGGUGAAUCGUGGAUGGAUUCCUAGAAGUGAUCGUUCAACGUUUAAAAUGGAAAAGAAGAUUACAGAUCCCAUAGAAAUUAUUGGCAUUAUCAGAGCAACAAAAAAGCGACCUCCAUUUGUACCUGACAAUGCUCCUGGGAAAGGUGUAUGGCAUUUCAGAGAUUUAGAUGCAAUGGCAAAGGUAGCAGAAGCAGGACCUGUGUGCAUAGAAUUAUUAGCUGGAUAUGGCACACCUCAAGGUCCGGUCGGAGGACAGACAAAAGUAACUUUAAGGAACGAACAUUCAAAUUAUAUGAUCACCUGGUAUUCGUUGUCUGCCUGUACGAGCUACAUGUGAUUUCGACAACUUGUACAAAAAUUACCUCUUCUUUAAAUGCAUAGAUGUUCACCCGAUAUACAUAUAAUGAUAUACA
Molecule: messenger RNA, 1049 nt
Organism: Solenopsis invicta (red fire ant)
Lineage: Eukaryota; Metazoa; Arthropoda; Insecta; Hymenoptera; Formicidae
Product: surfeit locus protein 1
Exons: 5
Coding region: 305-973 (222 amino acids)
Biological process (GO): mitochondrial respiratory chain complex IV assembly
Cellular component (GO): membrane; mitochondrion
Source: RefSeq, a predicted model, not a curated record